CCGUGGAGAAGCCCUGCACCCACAGCAGGAGGUGACUCUGUGCGGUACAGCUGCCGUCUGAGGCUCCUGGAAACGGGGAACUUAGGGAGGGAGAAAAAGAACAUGGACCGUCUCCGAGAGCACCUGCAGCGGGAGCCAAGCCUGGAGACGAGAUGACGGGCCACGGAAGGAGCCGUGCGGGUUUCUGCCCGGAGACCAAACGCAGCAGCGGCAGCCGAGGUGCCCUGGGCUGAGGCGGCCGACAGUAGCUGAUCACAGCGUUCCCGCACCAGAGGCUGGAGCAAACACCUCGGAAAUUACAAGAUUGCGGCUCGAAGACAACGGAACGAGCCAUGGAGCCGUUAUUUGAGGAGUACCUAGCAAAUCGCGGAACAAUAGUAAAACCUUAUUACUGGCUAAGCUUCUCUCUAGAUUGCUCCAAUUGUCCUUACCAUAUUCGGACAGGGGAGGAAGCGCGAGUUCCCUACACAGAGUUCUAUCAGAUUUUUGGAUUCCCUUAUGGGCCAACACAUCCUCAAACCAAGCACCUCACGUUUUACGAGCUGAAAACUUCCAGCGGGAGCCUGGUGCAAAGGGGGCACGCCAGCAGUUGCACCGCGAACAACACUCACCCAGAAUCAAUGCUGUUUGAGACGCACGGGUACCUGGACGCGGCCAUCAACAGCAACGACGGCAUCAGGCACAUCGUUCUGUACUCCAGCAGCUCCCCGUGCAACGAGGCUGACCACUGCUGUGUCAGCAAAAUGUACAACUUCCUGACCGCGUAUCCAGACGUCACUCUGAGUGUUUACUUCUCUCGGCUCUAUCACACCGACACUGAUUUUCCGGCCUCGGCGUGGAACCGUGAAGCUCUCCGGAGCCUGGCGAGUCUGUGGCCGAAGGUCACUCUGAGCCCAAUCAGCGGUGGGAUCUGGCACUUUCUCCUCGACAACUUUGUGAGCGGUGUUUUCGGAUCCACUGUCUUCCAGCCCAUUCUAACGGGGAGAGCGCUGGCUGACAGGCACAAUGCGUAUGAAAUCGGCGCCAUAACAGGGGUGAAACCUUAUUUCACCGAUGUUCUUUCCCAGGCAAGAGAGGACCAGAACGUGACCGCUCAGGCGGCUGCAGAGAACUACAUCUUCCCCAGUGUCUUUCCUGGACAGUCUCUUCCAGUGACAAGUGCACAGCCACAGCCCAGCCUGACACCAGACCUCAGGGUCCCCGUUGUCUUUGUGCUGGUGCCUUUCCGAGACCUACCCCCCCUCCAUGCUGGUCACAACCCGUACAAGCCCAGGAACGUCGUCAGGCACUUGAACACGCCCCAGGUGCCAUUCCGAGAAACCAAGGACCUCAGGAGGCCGGCCACCGCGACGUCAGUAGAGACAGCGGAACUCACAGAACAGUCUGCAAGCAAUGAGGCAGACGGAAAGAAGAAGAAAAGCAAAGGGAAAAUAUAACAUCGACAUUCCGACACCAUAAGACCAAACAAAUUACCAGAGGACUUACACGGUAGCCAACAAAAAUCUGGAAACUUUCUCUCCCAGGUGUGAGCCAAGGUGGCGAUGAACUGAUACACCCAAGGCAAAACCUGGAUUAUUCACCAUCUCAACUGUCAUAAAGCUACACUAUUUUAGACCUCAUCCAAAACGUUUCCAUAAGCAACUUAAUAUCUUUCCUUUAUUUUGAAAGUGGCAGGAUCAAAGGGAGCCAUUAGUACCUUGCCAAUAUUUUGGUGUGAAAAAGACAAUGUCACCACUCUGGUCUGCUCAUGUCAUCUUUCCAUUAAAAAGGCCUGUGGACUAAAUGGCUUCCUAAAUGGGUUUCAGCAUAAAAAUUUACUGUAAACUUGGAAAACAGCCUGAAGUUACUGGCAUUGAGUGCUGUUUGCAAAAGCAAGUCAGUGAUUUUCCAUUAACUGUUCAUUGUGGACAGAAGAUUUUAGGCAGCCCAUUUUUUCCUAAAGUGGUUCGAAAUAGCUUCGUGUGGGGAAAAAGCUCUUCUGCUAAUUGAGCAGAUACAGCUACGAAAAUCGAUGUUUGAAAUGCAGCCACCUGCUCGGCGUGAUCUCUCCCAGCCCAGGCCUCUCCCGCCUGAGCGGACGGCGGUGGCAGCGAGCGUGGCACAUGCGACUCUCCGGAGGCUCCUUCCGUCUCGUGGCGCCGGAGAGACCCAAGCCACUCUCACUGGCUCUCAAGUCUCCUCCCCUGCCUUCCUGUGGCCCUGGCUCAUCCGCAACAUUGUAAGUUCCUGUGGGUCCGGUACUGUCUCCUUUCCUUAGUUUCCCUUUAGGAUCUAGCACAAUAUCUGGGCAAAAUACGGGUGGCAAGGCUGUGAAUCUACAUCUCGAAACUACCAGUCACUGCUCCUCGCCAUUCUUCUCCAUUCUAGCCAGGUGGCCACGUAGCUGUCCUGCCGUGGACACAUUUUUUGGUGGUUGUUAGCAUCUGCUCUUCCUUCUUCUGAGAUGGCCCCCAGUGCAUACUGGUAAUUAAUUUGUUUUACUUCCUUUUUUCUGAGCACUUUUUUUUCCCACCAAGGCAUACCUAUACCUUCUCUUAAAGCCUUGUUCCAAACACACUUCCUAGAAAGUGCCCUUUGACUAACCCUCUGAGCCUGUACAUUACACCACUUCAUUUGUGUUUCAUUCACACUUGCUGCCUCGCUUUCUUCUUAAAAGAAAAGAAAAAUGUUUAAAGUGGAAAUUUCUAUUG
Molecule: messenger RNA, 2690 nt
Organism: Phyllostomus hastatus (greater spear-nosed bat)
Lineage: Eukaryota; Metazoa; Chordata; Mammalia; Chiroptera; Phyllostomidae
Gene: APOBEC4
Product: apolipoprotein B mRNA editing enzyme catalytic polypeptide like 4
Exons: 3
Coding region: 333-1436 (367 amino acids)
Source: RefSeq, a predicted model, not a curated record